AUGCAUUCUCCGUCCCACAAAACCCUCGACGUCCACCUGGUCGUGGCCUCGACGACGAUCGUCACCUCUGCGGACGCUAUGCAUCCGACACCACCACCGCCCCGCCGCGCAUCAUCGUCAAACUUUCCCUCUGUGCUGGUCCGCGAAAUCACUCCCGCUCGGGCACCGCGUCGGGUCCCCUCUGCUCUUACGCUCGCCAAAUCCCCCGUGUCGAAUCAAUACGCUCUCCGUUCCCCUAUCCAUCGUCAACUAAUCACCUACCGUACGCUCCCCACACCUACGCCUGCCACCCGCUACUCGGAUCUUGUGCCCAUCUCGGAGGUAACAGUGGAAGAAGAGUAUGAUUGUGGAUAUCUCAAUUUAGGCGCCGAGUCGCCGCACUCGACGGGGUCGAUAUCGCCUUUCUCGUUUAAUGAGGAUCGACCCCCUGCGAAUUGGAAGCCGGGCCCAUCGGCAUCUGCGAGACGAGGUUCGGUGAAUGCAGGCAGUGGCGGCAAUAACAACAGCAACAACGGUGGGAAUCAGAAGAAGAAGACGAGUGGACCUGAUAGGGAUUGUGGGAUCUGCUUCGAGUAUGCGGUGAAACCGCUGAGGACGUUAUGUUGCGGUAAGAUCUUUUGUGAGCAGGAUUUGCGCGAUUGGCUGCAUGGACCCAACGCAUCUGGUUUAUGCCCCAACUGUGAUGUACCGUGUACGCUUGAGGACAACACGCUUUCGCUUGUUUCACCGUCGCUUCGCUCGCCUCCGCCUCCUCCGCGGAAACGGUCCCAGCAGUUCGAUAGGACGAUGUCCGGUCAGCGACAUGUACCCUCGCCGCUGUCGACGUCUGAGCCUAUCACGCAUCACCGGAAGCGGUCGUCGUCGCCCAAGGGGCUGGGUAUAUCGACCGAGAAACCUGCACAGCAGACGAGCCCGUUAUCUGAGAAACAGACGCUCUCGUCGUCACCGCUCUCACCUCUCUCCGCGGCACACUGGUCUCUCCCAUCCGCUUCCACCACCACCACCACCACCACCUCCCACUCCCACUCCACCUCCAAAUCCACCAACCCCCUCACCAUCCUCACCUCCUCCCUCCCCUUGGGCCUCACACCCUCCAAAUCCACGCACGGCUCGACGACGCCCUCGAUGUGGAACAACGGCAAAGUCUUUAGUAAAGGUGGUAAAGUGCCCAAGGGGAGUGUGAUUGAUUCGUUUUUGACGGAGAGGAAGGAGGAUCGGUAUGGGAUGUUGGUUAGAUUGUUGACGUUGAUUGCGGUGCUGGGGGUGCUGUAUGUUAUUAUGGGCUAA
Messenger RNA from Coprinopsis cinerea okayama7#130, 1287 nucleotides. RefSeq lists its product as hypothetical. Lineage: Eukaryota; Fungi; Basidiomycota; Agaricomycetes; Agaricales; Psathyrellaceae. Bases 1 to 1287 code for a protein of 428 amino acids. The record is from RefSeq and is a predicted model, not a curated record. The transcript is spliced from 2 exons.